CUCGCCAAAUCAGUCUCCGCUGAUAGCGCGCGUCUUCUACGCAUUGGGUUGGCUCAUGAUGUGCCGACCGCACUCGCNGACAAUCGUCCUCGCCCUCCUCCGAGACCCAGCCUUCAAUCUCGCUGCGCAGUCUCCAAGCUUGACCAAUACCUCUCGUUUAGACCUUUCCAGGANUUCAGAACGCCAUCGCCAUCGCCAUCACCAAUCUGCUAAGAGCCCAGGAUCUGAGACCUGCCAGGUUGAGGCUGUUCCAAACCCUGCCAGAUCGUCCAAAUCUCUCCAGCCAGGACCUCAGCGAAUAGCCAUACUUGACUUUGUCAUCCUGUGUAACUGCAUCCAGAAGAGGGGCAAGAAGAAGAAAAGAAGGAGGUCGAUAGCCUGCUUGAGUUACCACCGCACCACAAGAAGUUUCACUAUGAGAAGCUUCUCCACAGGUUGCCGCCGCUCUUCGAUACACUACUUCUCACACACGGACAAACUCCUUCUACCGUCGUCGCCCACCUCCACACGUCGCAAAGACAGUUUUUUCUUUGCCCAAUCCAGCCGAAGCCGACGAUCGUCUUCGCCCCGAAUCCUCUCCUGCCACACCCGCCAGCCUAGCUGGACAAUCGCCCGGGAUUCGUGCUUUCACGCUCUAUCUGUCCCGACUUCCGCG
Aureobasidium vineae is the source of this 655-nucleotide messenger RNA. The record is from the annotation of a GenBank genome assembly. Lineage: Eukaryota; Fungi; Ascomycota; Dothideomycetes; Dothideales; Saccotheciaceae.